UUUCUUUCACUGCUUUACAUAUAAUGUCUUCUGACGAAGAACAAAGGCCCUUAAACGGGCGAUCACUUCAUAACGGAGUGAGCCACUGGAACCACUUGAGAAAGAGCACUAUGAUCUUUCGUGCCUUGAUAGUCUUUUUUAUUUUGAUAGCAUUGUCUGGAGGCACUUGGGUUAUACAGCAAUUUCUAAACAGGAAUAAAGGAAAUAUAGAUACACGUCCUUUAGAAGGCUAUUGUUCCCAUAUUCAACCUAUUCAGUCGAGCGAAUAUAUCGGUCGACACGCACGCUUAGCCAAUGUAUUAAAGGACGAAAAAGCAGACGCGUUAAUUAUGGAAGGAGGCGCCUCCAUGGUUUAUUAUACCAAUAUUGAAUGGGGCUUAACAGAGAGAGCAUUCAUGGUCGUUCUUGAAUUGGAUGAUGAACAACCUACUGGUAUCUGCACCACUAUUGUCACACCUGCCUUUGAAGCAACUCGUGCAUUGGAGAGUUUAAAGCAUGCCAAUUUACCUGAAGAAAUCCGACCUCGUAUCGUUGAAUGGCUUGAAUAUGAUUCUCCAUUUGACGCUGUUAAAUCAGUAUUUGAUAGCAAAAAGCAAUAUGGAAAACUAUUUGUUGAGCAGGAUGCACGUCUAUUUAUCUAUCAAGGCAUUGCAGACUCUUUAAAAAAUCACAAUGUCGAGAUGGCCUCAAGAUCCAUUCGCAUGUUACGUAUGAUCAAAUCAGUUGCUGAACUUGAUAUUAUGCGUUGUGCGAGCACAGUGACCGAAAUGGCAAUUCGUACAGUACGUCCUCAUAUAAAGGUUGGCAUGACAGAAUUUGAUAUUCAAAAUAUUAUGGAAGACGCACUUCAUAAGGCUGGAUUAAAGAAUACUUGGGUGCUUGCGUUGGUUGACGAAAAUGCUGCUUUACCUCACGGCUCUUCAAGCACAAAGAAGGUAACCGAACACAGUACUGUCUUAAUUGACACUGGUGGUGAAUUACUUGGCUAUCAAUCUGACACAACUAGAACAUUUUUUAUGGGAAAGAGAGGACAUAAUCAAACGAUUGAAGACGCUUGGUAUUUGGUUCGUCGUGCACAAGAAAAUGUUUUAAAUAGAGUAGGAGUUGGUAUGACUUGUGCUGAAGUUGAUCUGACUGCACGUCAGAUCAUUGACAAAGGAGGCUAUGCGGAGUAUUUCACACACCGUCUGGGACAUGGUAUAGGCUUGUUAAUGCACGAAGAUCCCUACAUGAAUCAAGGCAAUAUUGAGCAGUAUUUGGCCCCAGGCAUGACAUUUAGUGUUGAACCAGGAAUUUAUAUUACAAAUGAAUUCGGUAUUCGCCUUGAAGACAUUGUUGUAGUUAAAGAAGAUGGUAGAUUGGAGUUACUCACUAAAGGUCUGGCUCAAAACCCCUGGACUCUUUGAUUUAGUACACUUUAUUUGAAAAAAUUUCAUUGUGAAGAAAAAUAUCAAAUGAGCAAAAAUAAAGAAUUUAAGAGAUAA
Messenger RNA from Gilbertella persicaria, 1484 nucleotides. Its product is annotated as peptidase M24, structural domain-containing protein. NCBI's taxonomy places the organism in Eukaryota, Fungi, Mucoromycota, Mucoromycetes, Mucorales, Choanephoraceae. The transcript is spliced from 3 exons. Bases 330 to 1406 code for a protein of 358 amino acids. The record is from RefSeq and is a predicted model, not a curated record.